GUUCACUGUAUCCGGACGCAUCUGAAUCACCUGCCGAUUCUACCGCACAUGAUCAUUCAAUUCGUUUCUCACCAAAAACCAUUUUAUUACCUCCAAGAUUCUUCUAUUUAACUCAACUCAUGAACUAUCAGUUGCUUCCAACUACCGAUUCCAAAUCGGAUUUGGCGUCCUCGUCAUCAUCGUCCAUGGAUUUGGUUACCAAUGGAAGUGUUGAUUUCAGAGGCAGAGUUGCCAAUAAACGGAAAACCGGCGGAUGGAAAGCUACUCCCUUCAUCAUCGCUAACGAGGCGGCGGAGAGACUUUCGGCGUUCACGGUGUCCGCGAGUCUGGUAUUGUAUCUAACCAAUGAGAUGAAGGAAUCGUUACCAGAUGCAGCCACACAUGUGAGUGAUUGGGUGGGAGCUACAUAUCUUCUUAUGCUUCUCGGUGCUUUUCUCGCCGAUGCUUAUUUGGGCCGUUACCUCACCGUCAUCCUCUCCUCCGCCGUCUACCUCGUUGGAAUGGUGCUGCUGACUGUUUCAGCUUCAGUCGACAGCUUACGCCCCAAAACUUGCAACGAACCAUCAAACUGCCCAAAAGCAACCCCAGGCCAAUCGGCUCUCCUCUACUCUGCCCUGGCCCUCGUGGCUCUAGGCACAGGCGGUGUUAAACCCAACGUCCCUUCAUUUGGUGCCGACCAACACGACGAAAACGAUGAAAAAGAACUUGGGUACAAGUACACCUUCUUCAACUUUUUUUUCUUAUCAAUAAAGGUGGGGGCUUUGUUAGGCCUCACAGUUAUGGUGUAUAUAGAACAGGAGAAAGGCUAUGCUUGGGGUUUCGGCCUUCCAACUGUCAUCAUGUUUGCAUCGGUUUUGAUAUUGGCAGCCGGGUUUCCCAAGUAUCGGUACAAGAAGCCGAUGGGGAGUGUUUUUACUAGAUUUAUUCAAGUGCUUGUGGUUUCAGUAAGAAAUCAUUUUAGAGGUGUUCAAGCGAAUCCUGAAGUUAAGCUUUAUGAGGUUGCUACAGAAGAAUCUGAUAUCUUCGGUGCAAGAAAGCUCUCUCAUACUCCUCACUUCAGAUUCUUGGACAAAGCAGCAGUGGUGGAAGAUCCCGAGUUAUCGAACGUAAAGAACCGAUGGGAACUAUGUACGGUGACACAAGUAGAAGAGUUGAAAACCUUCUUACGAGUCUUCCCCGUAUGGGCAUCAACCAUCGCUCUUUCCCUCUCAUUAGCCCAGCAAUCAACCUUCUUCCUCGCCCAAUCCAAAAUCUUGGACCGACACCUUGGCCCAAACUUCAUCAUCCCACCGGGCUCCAUGCAAGUUUUUGCGGUCGUAAACGCCUUCGUCACCGUUCCCAUCUACGAAAAGCUCAUCCUCCCCAUCAUCCAACGGAAAACGCAGCACCACCGUGGCUUCACAUCCUUGCAACGAAUGGGCAUCGGUCUGUUCAUUUCCAUUUUUGCCCUUGCCGUGGCUGCCGCCGUUGAACACAUGCGUAGGACUCACCCCAACCCGUCAAGCCUAAGCGUUUUCUGGUUGGUUCCGCAGUUCUUCAUUCUGGGCGGGGCCGAGUCUUUCACUUAUGUCGGGCAAUUGGAGUUUUUCUACGAUGAAGCUACCGACGGUAUGAAAAGCGUUUGUGGCGCAUUGUUUUUGAGUGAGAUUGGGAUCGGAAGUUGGGUAAAUAGCGCGCUUGUGAAUAUCGUGGAGCGGGCAACAGGAACGGGAAAAAACGGAUGGUUGAGAGACGAUCUUAACGUGAGCAAACUCGACUAUUAUUAUUCGAUAUUAGCAGGGAUCAGUGCGAUUAAUUUGUUUGUAUACAUAUGGGUGGCUCGAAGGUACAAGGGUCGACGCCAAGGUUAAUAUGUACCAUUAUAAAUACCUCACAGCAGCUGUAAUGAAUGAACAUAUGGUUUGUGUUUUUAUGUUUUAUCAAUUUAAGUCCAUUGGUCU
Cynara cardunculus var. scolymus (artichoke) is the source of this 1940-nucleotide messenger RNA. RefSeq names its product protein NRT1/ PTR FAMILY 8.1-like. The record is from RefSeq and is a predicted model, not a curated record. NCBI's taxonomy places the organism in Eukaryota, Viridiplantae, Streptophyta, Magnoliopsida, Asterales, Asteraceae. The coding region runs from base 120 to 1850 and encodes 576 amino acids. Gene Ontology annotation, cellular component: membrane. The transcript has 4 exons. Gene Ontology annotation, biological process: oligopeptide transport; transmembrane transport. Gene Ontology annotation, molecular function: transmembrane transporter activity.